CGGAAAAAAUUAUAAAUAAGUAACUCAAAGAAAACCCAUUUAAUAUAAAUUAUAAUAAUACCUUCCAAAUUUUAAGUAAUUUCAUUUAAAACCGUUAGCUAUUAAAUUCUAAACACAAAAUGGCCACUGAUCAAGAUCCAGAUAAUAAUUUGCGUUCGGAAAAUUUAGAUGAGGAGUAUGACUAUAUUUAUGGCGAAGAAGGUGGCUACUCGCAAAGUGAUACCACCCAUAUGGGCGAAGAGGCGGAGGAAGCGAGUGAAGAAAUAUUUUCUCACCUCGGCGAGUCAUCGGAUGAUCCGGAGCAGAAACGUCGUUAUAUGGAGUACUUGAGCCUAAUCAAAGAAAUUGAAUGUCAAAACCAAAUGGUUGCGGAUAUCAAAGCUCAAAUUAUGGAGCUCUGCGCAAAGCCUUGCAAAACCAGGUGCGAAAUGAGGGACAUCAAAAAGCUGCGAGUGUGCAUGGAGCAGGAGAUAAUAAAGCUCAAUUGCUUGAUGACCAAAGCUAUGGAAUUGCAGAACUUCGGUUCCAAACGUCGCUAUCGUGAGAUACCAAUUGUCACGACCAUCGACGAGGACAACCUUACACCCUAUGCGGGGCAUGUGCAAGCGCCGAAUCAGGCCAAUUGGAAAGGUGGCGACAGCAGUGAAACAGACAAAGGCGUCUGUGCCGAAGCGAAGGACUCGAAGGAGGAGAAAGCGCUGCGUUGUUUGUGCAAAGCGCUUUGCAAGAUGAAAAUCUGUUGCCCAGAAGAUAAGAAACUCGUGCAAGAAAUCGCUGGCGCGCUGUUGGGACAAAAGAAACGAAAAAGUGCUCAACCUUGUCCGCCUUGCCCACCCUCCUUGCCGCCCUGCCAAGGUCCAUGCCCACCAUUUGCCAAGCACUCGAAGAAAAGAAAACAGCCAUCCCCACCCUGUUCCUCUGAUUCCAUGCCGGGCGCAGACUCCUUGGAACGACUCAAACAGAAGAUCACUUGUAUGCAAUCGUCUGUGGGCCAACUGAAACAGGAAAUUUAUCGGCGCAAACGUGACAAGCAGUCUUGCUAUCAAGACGAAAAGGAAAAGGAAGACGUCUGCUCGGAGGAACCGGAUCCCAUACAAAUGUGCUUGGGCAAGCGAAGUGCCCAGGCUGAUGAAAUGGCCAAGUUAAGGGAAAACUACCUGCAUUUGCUGUCAGAGUUCUCGAAGAAGGAUUGCCAGUUGAAAGAAAUGGAGAAACGACUUAAAGGGUUUUGCGGCAGCUGCAACGAUGCCAAUGGACGUGGCGAGGGAAGUAAUGUCGAUCAAUCCGAAUUGAUCGUACUUCGACAACGUGUUGCCGACAUGAAAGAGGAACAGACUGAGUUCAAGUGCCUCAUGAAAGAACAGUCGCAACAAUUAGAAGAUUACCGUAAUAAGUACUUGCUAGCGCAACAAAAAGUGGAGGAACAAAGCGUGACUUUGGAAAAGCUGAACAUGAACAAUAAGCGAAUCGAAAAACAAAUAAAUACAGAAGUCAAGGAGAUACGUGCCAAGUUUCAAGAGAAACUGAAUGAGUUGCUACACUUUCCCAAACUGCUAGAGAACGAGCAACUGAAGUUGGCGCAAGCCUGUAAAGAGAAGGAGGAUUUACAGGGCAAAUUGAUGCUGGUAUGCAAAGAGCUGAAAGCACUCAAGGCGCAAACUGAAUCACCAAGAGAAGAGACCGAUUGUCGGCCGCAGUUGGCGAAAUGUCAAAUGGAACUGGAGCAGUGUAAGUCCAAACUGGAAGAAACUGAGCGGCAACGCGAUCUCUUCUGCGAGCAGUUAAAGACUACCCAAGACGACCUGGACACUUUGCGUUCCGAAUCAGCCAAAAUCAUUGCGCGCACUAAAGAACGUGCCGAGAUGACGAGGUGCCAAAUGCAGGAGCAAAUAAAUAGGCUUGAAAAGGAACUGGCGCAAUGUCGUGCUACGGCCUGCCUUUCGGUCAGCGAUCGUGAAGCUGUCAUACGCGAAAUGCAGGGACAACUUAACACUCUAUCGUAUAGCUUCGAUGCUGCACAAAAACAAAUCAAGACAUUGCGCAAUCACAUCGCUUACGUAUCCAAUGAGAAUUGUUUCCCUGUCAAAUGUUGAUUAACUAAUGGCAAGCAAUUGCGCGUAAAUGAAAAAUCGAAUCUAGUAUAGCUAUGGCUUGUACACGCUUUUGAAUGCACGUUUAUUGCUAUAUCUCAAAUAUGUCCCAAUGACAUCAACAACUGUCAAGUACAGGACAACACCGCUCCUGUAUUGGUGGCGGUGAACAUUUUAAUCUUAUAAAGAUUUUACUGCCAAAC
Anastrepha ludens (Mexican fruit fly) is the source of this 2293-nucleotide messenger RNA. RefSeq lists its product as uncharacterized. Gene Ontology annotation, cellular component: centrosome. The coding region runs from base 120 to 2093 and encodes 657 amino acids. NCBI's taxonomy places the organism in Eukaryota, Metazoa, Arthropoda, Insecta, Diptera, Tephritidae. Gene Ontology annotation, biological process: regulation of cilium assembly. The record is from RefSeq and is a predicted model, not a curated record. The transcript has 2 exons.